Syngnathoides biaculeatus (alligator pipefish) is the source of this 2852-nucleotide messenger RNA. RefSeq lists its product as uncharacterized. Bases 376 to 909 code for a protein of 177 amino acids. The record is from RefSeq and is a predicted model, not a curated record. The transcript has 6 exons. Lineage: Eukaryota; Metazoa; Chordata; Actinopteri; Syngnathiformes; Syngnathidae.
AGCAUUUUCCGAUUAUCGCUGAAGGCAACAGCUGAAACACCGCCCACUUUAGUGGGCAGCACGGGGGUGUGCUUGGUUAACAAUAAUGCUAGCCAGGAAACGCAGGACGAGUUCGUUAUUUUUCCUGAUGUUGUAAACUAAACAUUCUGAAUGGUUGAUAAAAGGCGGCCGCCGCGACUGUUUGUGGCCUGCUUUCAUGGCUUUUAACCUCAGCUGCUUCCUGGAGCUGCCCUGGCAUCAGUCGUAUUACCCGACAAGACGCAGCUAGGCUAACUAACUGUCUCCUGCUUCAAGGCUAUGGCACAACAUUAAAAAAUUGGCUGCAUUAUUCGUCAGCUAUGAAAGCCACUGCAUAGUGAUAGAAGUCCCACCAAAAUGGAGCUGUACUGGUAUAUAGUGGUCAUAGUGUUCAUCAUCAUCAAGAUCUUCUUCUACGUAUGCUGGUACCGCUCGAGACAGAGGCAGCUCGCCGCAUACCUGAGCAACCCCCGCAAUGCCCAGAUAGUCAUUGUUGGAGGGAGGGCGUAUCUCCAUCAGAUGUGCGAGCGACAGAGUCAAACCUCGCUCUGGCCAAGCUGGUACGGCGUGCCUGAUGACCUGUCACAAGAAGAGCCCUCCACAGCGCAGCCACCUGCUCUGGCCUUCUCCCACAUGGACAUGCCACCACCUUAUGAUGCCGUCUCUGGAGAGGACGAUCUGAAGCCCCCUCCCUACAGCGAGUGUGCCCACGACGACGAGGCUGACGCACCUCGGCCCUCCCCUCACACACCUCUCAUCUCUGAGGGAGGGGCCUCGAGUAGCUCCAACGACGCACCGCCCCCUUACACACAGUCUCCCUUGCCACAAGCCCAACAGCAAGAAGGCUCAGCAGUCCCCACGCAGUUGUACUCUGAGACCAUGUCCGUCUAGUUGAAAACCAAUACCAGUUUGCCUUUUCCCAAAUACUGCCUUGCUACAGUCAAACCUCAGCCUUGCUUAGUUGGAUCGCACUGGACACCAGCUUGUACGUGUCUUUUGGAGCCCAGUUAUCUUUUUCCUACUUUUCGACAUCCGAUGAUAUUGCUUGUAAGAGAUAUCAGCAAGCCCACGUGCCUCAAAACCUGCCUGUAGCAACCUCGAGCAUGACAGCUCAGAUGUUAAAGCUCCAGCAGAGUCAGACAGACUGAAGAGAAAUACUGUUCUCACUUUCAAGUGUAGCAUAAGUGUAGCACAUGUUAUACAUCUUUGAAUGGCAUUUGUGGAAAUUAGCAAACACGUGCCCAUUCUUGACUUCCACUUAUAGCUGAGACAUCUUUUCGACAGUGGUUUCUUCCAAAGCAUGUCAAACCCAACAAAUCCAUCAAGAAGACAUUAUAUUUUAAGGUAAAUUACUGCGGGUGUUGCCUUUACACACAACCAUGUUUGAACUAAAGUGUAGAAUUAUACAUUUCACAAUUAAAAAAAAAAAAAAGUUUAGAUCCCCGUAACUUUUUUUUUAAAACUCUUUCAAAUAUGGCAGGAUUGUGAAUCGUAGUCUUUUUCUGUGGUAUCAAAUUUAAAUUCAACUUUUUCACUUUCCAUGGCCUUUCAAUCAAUUGUGAUUGUGUAAAGAGACAAUAUCAUGAAACCUCUUCAUCCAAAUACUUCUGGUCCUAUCCGUAUGUUUCACGCAAGACAUGCUAGCUUUCAAAGUACUACUUGUGAAAAGAAUUUUUUUAUUGAAAUGAAUUCUGGAUUCUGUAGUGUGCUAACGUUCUCCCGACAGGGGGCAUUAAGGAGCAGUUUUCCCAUUUUAUUCAAUACAGCUCACUGGAACCAACCGUAGUGUUCCCGCAAUUAAUCUGCUUAUUGAGUGUCAUUAGCUGGCUGUGAUGUGUGGUUCUGUUUACAGGUGAGAUAAUGCAGUUUUCAUAAUGUUUUGUCGUUUGUAUGAACUCAAGUGGCAACAUGUGAUGUAAUCCAAGGUUCUGUGCCAAUGAUAAAACUCAUUUAUGGGAUUAGUAAAAAUAUUCAAAAGUCUUCUGAGACAUAUUGUGAUGACUGAAAUUGCCACACUUGAACUCAAAACGGUAAUGAAAAUACAUAGUUUUAUCUUUAUAUUUUUAUUUUUUUUAGGGUCAUGAGCAUUUUAAAUACAAAUUAAAGACAAGCCAAAAAUAUUUGAUCAAUUUGCAACCCACGUGAGUCUACCGCAGGUUGGUGCACUCAAUUGUUAUUACCAUGCUAUUUGCUUUUCAUAUCGCUGCAUUACAAACCAAACUUUGCUUAAAGGUCUGCGUUAUUUUUAUUUUUUUUUUUUCAGCCUUGAGAAAUUCACAGUUUUAACGGUAUUUGUAAUUCUUUGACAAUUGAGCGUUUAACUUGUUACGAUGACAUUGUUUUGUAUUGUGAUGACAUCUAAUCCUGUUGUCCUUUUAAAAUGUAGCUUUGAAUGCACCCACGUGAUGCCCAACUGCUUUGUACCCCCUCAUCAGUAUCACUGUCUAAUGUCACCCGGAUCCACUUCUACUUCCAGUGCAUUCCUAGUACAGCUCAAUCAUCAACAGAUCAUGUUGUGGCUUUGUGAUUUAUGGCGGUGCCUUUUUAUUUUAUUGUAUUUUGGGGGCGCGGUGCAUCUUUUACAUUAAACUUCUCCAUAAUACUUUAAUGUGAUUGACCAUUUUAGAAGUAGCACAUUGAUGAUGUUUCACCAAGGAUUUUUGUAGAUGUGAAUGUACUCCACGCUGCACUCACUCCACAUAAACAAGAUUGCUGAGUCUCCUUCUGGAGUUGGUCCUUAGUGUAAACCAGCCUUUAAUUCAAUUUACAGGGUAUUGAUUACUCACCCAACACGCCAGAACAAAUCAUUCAAAUAAAUCUUUGGGAACAUCUGA